CGGUUUGUUCAGGUGACGCAAGAUCCGGUUGCUUGCAGGGGAAGAUCGUAAGGAGAAGAGCGCCACGUCGGCAGAGCACUCAGUAAAACCCCUUAAUUUUUUUCUAAAAGUUCUGCAACAUCGCAAGCCCUCUCCAGUGAGGAAAAGAAGCGCGAUUGUAAGCGCAGCGCCGUGCUGUUUAAAGAAGAACUCGAUAAAUUGUUAAAAGGAAGAUCCAGUUGGACCAAAAACCCACCACUCAUUUGUCGCAGGUGGGAAUUUAGGAGACGUAACCUUAGAUAACAAUCAGCCGCUGAACGCAGAAAGUGCUGGAAAACAAUGGUUAAGAACGUUAACUCGGAAGUGCAACAGAGUGGCAUUAUUGAGUGCCGAGAGCCUGAAUGUUCAGAGAGCGAUCCAGUUGAAGCCACCGAUGCCAAAGAUGGGAAAGAUGGAAAAGAACACCCUGUGGUCCAGCCUGGCAUGAUUUGGCGGGUGACAGGAGGUCUCUUUGGUGCCACCAAGACUGUUGUCGGGGCGACAGUUGGUGGCGUAGCCUGGCUGGGAGGGAAGAGCCUGGAGAUCACAAAAUCUGCAGUCACCUCUGUACCUUCCGUGGGGGUUGGCCUGGUCAAGGGUGGCGUGUCUGCCGUGGCAGGGGGUGUGUCCAGUGUGGGCUCCACAGUGGCCAGCAAAGUCCCGUUCACAGCCAAGAGGAAGGACAAGGCAGAGUGAGAACAAUGGACGUGCAGGGAAACGUGCUGACAACAAUGAUCGUGCUGCAGAACAUGAGGAUGAAGAAGAUGAUGAUGAUUAUGAUGAUGGAGAGAGGAAGGACACUUGUCAUCACCCCGCUCCCCCUGAGCCAUAAUACUAUUCCAGAUGAUGGUGACCUGUUGUGUUAACAUAGUGCUCUAUUUUUUGUGCAUGAACAGGGGUGUAUCUGGGACCUCUUGCGAUUUUUCUUUUUAUUGUUGCUUUGUGUGUGUGUGUGUCUGUGUGUCUCUGUGUGUGUGUGUGUGUGUCUCUGUGUGUGUGUGUGUGUGUGUGUGUGUGUGUGUGUGUUUCUUUGUCUGUUUUUUUGUUGUUUUUUUUGUGCGAUCACCCUAGAUUUAGACACCUGGUUACUUCUCCAUCCAAUGGAAGACAAUCAUUUCAGAUAAUGUUUUUGAAAGCUGUUGAAAUGCAAUACUUUUGGUAGAUCUUUGUGUGUGUGUCUGUGUUUUCUAUGUUGUAUAUCUUCAGGAUUCCAUCUCAGACUAGCCUGUCUCAAAAUAAGGAGAGCAUAAAGCAUUUGAUUGAGAAAAUACUUUACCACCAACAACUGUCUUAGACUGACCGAAUGAAAUAUGACUGCUGGUAUUUUACCCAAGUGUACUGUGGAUUAUUGUCAAAACCACAUUGGUUAUUCACUACUCAUUUGUAUCCAGAGCUGUAUGUUUUUACUUCCCAAAGAGUGUAAACUGAAUGAAAUAAAAAAUACAAUAUUUAUUGAA
This is a messenger RNA of Alosa alosa (allis shad), 1475 nucleotides long. RefSeq lists its product as uncharacterized. The transcript is spliced from 3 exons. NCBI's taxonomy places the organism in Eukaryota, Metazoa, Chordata, Actinopteri, Clupeiformes, Clupeidae. The record is from RefSeq and is a predicted model, not a curated record. Bases 319 to 714 code for a protein of 131 amino acids.